Macrosiphum euphorbiae (potato aphid) is the source of this 1056-nucleotide messenger RNA. The record is from the annotation of a GenBank genome assembly. Lineage: Eukaryota; Metazoa; Arthropoda; Insecta; Hemiptera; Aphididae.
AUGCACGAUAUUCCUGAAGGUGUAGCACGCUAUGAUAUGGCUUUGAUUAUUUCUGGACUUAUUGAACAAAAUUGUUUUACUCUAGCUGAACUUAAUAACCGAAUUCUCAUGUUUAACUAUGGUGUAACUGAAAAGAAAAAUACUCCUCCGUUGAUUCGAGACUCUGACAUCAAAAAAGGUUGCAUUAUCAUGUCUGCUUCAGAAAUGCUAUGUUUAGCAAGAUAUUUUAGUUUAAUUGUCGGAGAAUUAGUCCCCUACGAUUCAAUUUAUUGGAAAUUAUAUUUAACUUUACAUAAAAUUAUAGAUUUAUGUUGUACUACAAACAUUCAACGUGAUAGUGAUGUUCUGUUAAAUUCAUUGGUUUCUGGACACAAUAGACUGUUUUUAGUUUUAUCUAAAAGUAAUUUAAAGCCCAAGUACCACCUUUUGACUCACUACGGUAGAAUUCUAAAAAAAAAUGGGCCAAUUAUUCUAACUUCAAGUAUUCGGUUUGAAGCAAAACAUAAAGUUUUAAAGGCAAUAGCUAAUGCCAUUCCAUGUCGAAUAAAUCUUGGGUAUACUCUUGCAUAUAAAUUACAACUUCAAAUGGUUGCACGUUUCCUUUCUAAUUUGAGUCUUGAUGUACAAGAUCUUAAAUUAGGAUUGGGAAAAGAUGUACAUCCAUUUACUGAAUUUCCUCAAGAUUUAGUAGAUAAAUUACCUGAGGAAUUUAAAACAGAUUGUUUUUCAUUUUCUUGGUUAGAAUAUAAAGGAAUAUAUUACAGAAAACAUAUUCUUCUGGUUUUAGAAAACAAUUUGGAUGGAUUAAUUUUUGGUGAGGUAGUUUUUAUAUUUGUAGGAAAAUCUCAAAUCCCUUUUUUUUUGUUUGAUCCUGUCUAUACAGUUGGCUUCGAUAAUCAUUUUCAUGCAUUUGAAGUAGUAAUUGAUAGUUCUAAUUCAAUCAAUUACUCAAAAUUAACUGGAUGUUAUGUUAAUGAAUUAUAUGAUAUUACCCCAACAGUUCCCCGUAUUUUAGGCAAUUCCAAAACAUAUGCCACAAUACGAUAUGCACUUUAA